AGUAAAUUUGUCUCGAUUUCAUUGCUGACAUAUCAACUUCGAACAUAAGUUACUUUGUUGUAAUUUUCGCCAAUGAUACUACCUUAUCUCUCCAACACCAUACUUCUUCUAUAAAUAAACUAUUUCUAAAUGAAUGGGCGAAUAGUUUGAAGUGUCUUUUGGAAAUAUGAAGACUACGUUCAACAACCAAUUUCCAAUUGUCUUGCUAAUCUUAUCCAUUACCGGAAGUAAUCGAUUGACAUCAGCGGCCAGAUGGUAUACUGCCCUCGAUAAACGUCAGUAUUAUAUAGAAGGUUCUACCAAGUAUAAUUGGCUUCAGGCCAUGGAUGAAUGUUCCCGACUUGGUCUACAACUUGUUGUCAUUGACAAUCCAUCGAAGAAUGAAGCUUUGGUGAAACUUCUCAGAUCCAUAUUUAGAAAAUCUCCCGAUUUAUGGAUUGGUCAUCACGAUGAAUUCAAUAGAGCCAAGAAUAAAAAUCGAGCCUGGUAUGCUGCAUCUUCUGGACGUGUAAUAAAUUUCGGAUACUGGCGUAAGGGAGAAGAAAGAAGAAAAAUGAACACUGUACACAAAUCUAUCGCAAACCAGAUGGCUGGGAAAUUUACGGUUGUUAUUUUUCUAACUUUCUUAUUUGGACUCUGCCAAUUGGCUGCGGCGGCCGAUUGGGAUACGGCCAGUGAUGGACGUCAGUAUUUAAUUGAGACAUCCGUUGGGUACAACUGGCUGCAGGCCGUGGAUCAGUGUUCUCGACGCGGCCUCCAAUUGGUGGUCAUCGAUAAUGAGGUGAAGAACAAUGCCAUCAUUGAUUUGAUCAAAUCCAAAUUUGGAUCAGCAAAGGACUUAUGGAUUGGCCACCACGACGAAUAUAAUACGAAAAAGGAUAAAAAUCGUCCAUGGUACUCCAUUGCAACGGGACAAGAGAUCACCUUUAGCAAUUGGUAUAUAAGUGAACCGAACAAUUACAAGUCCCAGGAACACUGUGCCGAAAUGAAAAGCUCGGCGAAAUUCCAAUGGUAUGAUGAAUCAUGUACAGACUCGUAUUACGGCUACAUUUGUGAGGAACACUACAAGACCACACAGUGUCACAAUGAUGUACAGGCCAAACACUAUUCGACGAAUGAAAAGAAUGCUCUCCUAUCUUCCGAUUUUACCGAAACACAAACGAAUAUUCAAAAUCAACUCAAUCAAACAAGGAAUGAGACAAAUGCGGCCUUAUUAAAUUGGAACAAAUCAUCUGAAGUGGUGUUUGAAAAUUUCAAAAAAUCUCUCGACGGAUAUUUGAAAAAGAAACCCUAUUUACAGGCCGUUGUGGCCGAUAUUGGUGAUGACAUUAAUGCCUUGGCCGUGGAGGCAAAGAAUGAAAUUCUCAAUUUGAAUCAACAGACCCAAGAAUCUUUGGCCAAUGUUCAAUUGAAUGCCGAACAAUCGGUAAAUAAUGAAACAUUAGCAUUUGCUGAAAAAAUUAAAAUUCACAACAACGAAGUGGAUAGCCUAAUGAGCUAUUAGCCGAAUUUGUGUUAUAAUUCUUCUUGUAUAUAUAUAUUAAAAGUUAAUAGUUCUCAUGUAAAUAGAUUUGUAAAUAUAUAAUCAUACAGCUAAAAUAUGAAAGCAUAAGCGCAUAUGU
Messenger RNA from Musca domestica (house fly), 1622 nucleotides. RefSeq names its product lectin subunit alpha. Gene Ontology annotation, biological process: biological process involved in interspecies interaction between organisms. The record is from RefSeq and is a predicted model, not a curated record. Gene Ontology annotation, cellular component: external side of plasma membrane. The coding region runs from base 167 to 1504 and encodes 445 amino acids. The transcript is spliced from 6 exons. Gene Ontology annotation, molecular function: carbohydrate binding. NCBI's taxonomy places the organism in Eukaryota, Metazoa, Arthropoda, Insecta, Diptera, Muscidae.